Chenopodium quinoa (quinoa) is the source of this 781-nucleotide messenger RNA. RefSeq names its product transcription factor bHLH55-like. The coding region runs from base 56 to 556 and encodes 166 amino acids. Gene Ontology annotation, biological process: regulation of transcription by RNA polymerase II. Lineage: Eukaryota; Viridiplantae; Streptophyta; Magnoliopsida; Caryophyllales; Amaranthaceae. The transcript is spliced from 3 exons. The record is from RefSeq and is a predicted model, not a curated record. Gene Ontology annotation, cellular component: RNA polymerase II transcription regulator complex. Gene Ontology annotation, molecular function: RNA polymerase II transcription regulatory region sequence-specific DNA binding; DNA-binding transcription factor activity, RNA polymerase II-specific.
UAUAAAAGGGGUGAAACCUCAAAGGAAAAGAGUAGGUCAGCCAAAGAAUUAAAAUAUGUCUGACCAACUUUACUCUUCACUUUUCUCUCUCCUCCCUCAAAGUUAUGUCAAAGGAGAUUCAUCAUGUGAUCAUAUAGAAGAGGCAGCAAAUUACAUCAAAGAUUUGGAGAAGAAUGUGAAAGAGCUUCAAGAUAAGAGAGAAAAGCUUAAGAAUUCUUUAUCUGAAAUGCCCAAUGAUGUUGGAUCGUCCACGUCAUCCAUCAUUAGUAUUACUAAUCCUUCCAUUAAUGAAAAUUACGUGAAGAUUAAGACAUCCGUGGAUGAGUUAGAGAUUGAGAUUAACACCGCGGUUGAAGAGGAGGAUAUGUUUCCUUUAUCAAAAGUGCUCAAAAUGUUACAACUUGAUGAAGGCCUUAAUGUUGUUAAUUGUGCCUACUCUAAAGUUAACCAAAGAUGGAUGUAUGUCAUUCGUUGUCAGGUUGAUGACGGGAAGUUAGUUGAUUCCUCACGCUUGCAAUGGAGGUUGACCAAUGAGAUUUCAUCAUAUGCUGCAUGAAGUUUUACGCGAUAUAGCUUUUAUAUUAUUUUAGCUUGUAUCCUUGUACACUACUAGUAUAUACUAUGUAUGUCGGUAUUUAGUUGUCGCAUUACUGAUGAAGUAAUUAUUGAAAAUUUAUAUGUAUGGAAUUAUCAAAAGAAUGUAUUUAUAUAAUUAAUUAAUUGAUAAAUUGUAUUGUAUUUAUUUACAUUGAGGUAUUUUAUGAUGAUAAUUUUGUUUUUA